AUGCCAGUUCACCAUGAAGCGCAGGGGGCGGGCGAUGUUACCGUCCACAAGAUUGAAAAUAUGGGCACCCUGGGCAACAACGGCUACAUUGUGGUUUGUCCGGAAACCAACUCAGGCGUGUGUAUCGACACCCCUGCCGAACCGGAAAAGAUGAUUAACGAGGUGCAGGCCCACGGCAUCGACGUGCAGGCAAUCCUGAUUACCCACGGCCACCAGGACCACCUGGCCGGUUACACCGAGAUCACGGGCGAGAUCGGAGCGCCGGCUGCCAUCGGUGGGCCGGACGCCGGCUUGCCGCCCAGCCCGCCGCAGCGCAACCUCAGCGACGGCGACACGGUAACGUUUGGCAACCGCAGCAUCCAGUGUUUGAGCACACCUGGCCACACUGAGGGGUCGACCUGUUUCCUGGUGGGUGGUUUUGUGUUUUCGGGCGACACCCUCUUUCCGGGCGGGCCGGGCAGGUCGCGCAGUCCGCAGGCAUUGCAACAGGAGCUGAACAGCAUUAGCGGCAAGCUGCUCACCCUGCCUGACGACACCUACGUCUAUCCUGGGCACGGCCCCGAAAACACCACCAUCGGUGAGGCCCGCCGGCGGUAUACGGUGUUCAUGUCCAAGUCGCACUCGGCAGAUUUGCAGGGCGACGUGGACUGGCUGAAUACGUGA
This is a messenger RNA of Geodia barretti, 663 nucleotides long. The record is from the annotation of a GenBank genome assembly. Lineage: Eukaryota; Metazoa; Porifera; Demospongiae; Tetractinellida; Geodiidae.